Messenger RNA from Lucilia cuprina (Australian sheep blowfly), 374 nucleotides. RefSeq names its product sodium/hydrogen exchanger 3-like. Gene Ontology annotation, biological process: sodium ion transport; proton transmembrane transport; regulation of pH. Gene Ontology annotation, molecular function: sodium:proton antiporter activity. Gene Ontology annotation, cellular component: membrane. NCBI's taxonomy places the organism in Eukaryota, Metazoa, Arthropoda, Insecta, Diptera, Calliphoridae. The record is from RefSeq and is a predicted model, not a curated record. The transcript is spliced from 2 exons. Bases 1 to 291 code for a protein of 96 amino acids.
AUGCCCCUAUGGCGUUUCCAUAUGACACCAAAAUUGCAUCUUAUAUUCCCCGAAUCUUGCCUUUUAAUUGUUGUUGGUGUUGUUAUUGGUGUCGUACUCUUCUUCUGUACAGAUGUUGCUGUUUCUCCUCUAACACCAAAUACAUUCUUCUUCUAUAUGCUGCCGCCGAUUAUAUUGGAUGCAGGUUACUUUAUGCCGAAUCGUUUGUUUUUCGACAAUUUGGGUACAAUUCUAUUGAUGGCUGUUGUCGGUACAAUAUUUAAUAUUGCAACAAUUGGUGAGUUUGAUUAAAAAAGAAAAGUUCUUUUAAGAAGAAAUUAAGUGAAAUAUAACGAUAACAACAAAUUCAUACAUUUGUAAAUGUUCACAUCCAA